Molecule: messenger RNA, 3564 nt
Organism: Aspergillus novofumigatus IBT 16806
Lineage: Eukaryota; Fungi; Ascomycota; Eurotiomycetes; Eurotiales; Aspergillaceae
Product: DNA repair ATPase SMC5
Exons: 6
Coding region: 1-3564 (1187 amino acids)
Biological process (GO): double-strand break repair via homologous recombination
Cellular component (GO): Smc5-Smc6 complex
Molecular function (GO): ATP binding; ATP hydrolysis activity
Source: RefSeq, a predicted model, not a curated record
AUGCCGUCGCUGAGCACGGUUGCCCGUCGUCGGCAGCGGUCGGAGAACGAAGGCGAUGAUGAAACGUCGACCAACUCAUCAAGAGACCCCACGCCUGCGUCAAGAAAUUCGAUCAACGGCAAGCGACGUCGACUAGAUCCAGUCCAGGAUGGCGCAGACGAGGAAGAAGAUGACGGUGAAAUUGGUAGCGAAGGCACUGAUGAAGGCACGGAGCAAAACACGCCUGAGCUUACGCAGGCUGAUUCCGGACCUGCACAAUCCUCCAAUUCGCAAACGACGUCUUUAGCGAAUGGUGAGGUGGAUGAGGAUGGAUACAAGCCCGGCGCUAUUGUACGCAUUAAAGUUACAGAUUUCGUCACCUACACUUCUGCCGAGUUCUUCCCUGGGCCGAAACUCAACAUGGUCAUUGGGCCGAAUGGGACAGGGAAAAGCACUCUUGUUUGCGCAAUUUGUCUGGGCCUGGGAUGGGGCCCACAGCACUUAGGACGAGCGAAAGAUCCCGGCGAGUUCGUCAAACACGGUUGCAGAGAGGCCAGCAUUGAGAUUGAACUGGCUAAGGGGCCGGGGCUCCGUAAGAAUCCAGUUAUCGGUCGAAUAAUCAAACGCGAAGGCAAUAAGAGCUCGUUUACAAUCAACGGAAAGCAGGCUUCUCUCGCGCAGGUUAAAAAGUUCGCUCAGUCAUUCGCCAUUCAGAUCGACAACUUGUGUCAAUUCUUGCCGCAAGACAAAGUGAGCGAGUUUGCUGCACUGACCCCUGUGGAACUGCUUAAUUCAACGCAGAGGGCCGCUGCUGGACCAGAGAUGAUCGAGUGGCAUGAGAGUCUGAAGAAGCUUCGAGCUGAACAAAAGAAGUUGCAGUUAGAUAACCAGAGUGACAAAGAUUUGCUAGCAAAUCUCGAAAACAGACAGGAGAUGCAGCGAGUAGACGUUGAGCGGAUGCGGCAACGGGCCCAGAUCAAGAGGAAAAUCGAGAUGUUAGAGCAUCUCCGUCCAGUUAUUCAAUACAGAGAGGCCCGCAACGAGUUGAAUCGGAAGAAGAUCGAGCAAAGAAGACUCCGAAAAGAGCUCGAGGAUUUGGAGGCUGAACUAGAACCUGCACUGAGAGCGGUCAAUGCAAAGCAGAACUAUUGCUCGGAGCUGGAUGAAGUGGUCAAGUACAAGAAGCGAUGCUUUGAACAGGCAGACCGCGACGCCAUGGAGAUCGUGAAGAAAAUUGAACAAUUUGACGAUGCGCUGAAGGAUCUCAAUAACCAGAUUGAGGCUGAGAAAAAGAGCGGCCAGAGUUACAGGCAGGAAGCGACCAAGAUCCAGCAGACAAUCAACAGGCUCAAUCGCGAGCUCAAUGAACAACCGGCCGAGUUUGAUAUCGGCUGGUAUAAUGAGAGGAUUAAAGAAAAGCGUCUAGCAACCAGAGAGCUUGAGGGGAAAGCGACUGAAAUCCAGCAAGCUCGACUGCCGCUUGUUGAAGAGCUCAAGUCGAAGAACGAUCAGAUUAGACGAGCAGAGCAACAGCUGCAUAGUCUCGCCUCCCAAUCUGGGCAGCAAGAAGCCAAGCUCCGUAAAGCGUCACGAGAUUCGUAUCAAGCUUACAAGUGGUUGCAAGACAAUCAGGAUAAGUUUGAGAAGGAAGUUUUCGGACCGCCAAUCGUCACCUGCUCGGUCAAAGACCCCAAAUAUGCUGACACGGUUGAGUCAUUAUUACAACGAACGGAUUUUACUGCCUUCACCACGCAGACUCGAAAUGACUUUCGGACCCUGCAAAGAGCCCUGAUCACAGAUUUGAGGCUUCAUGACAUUAGUAUCAGGACUUCAACGACGCCUCUAGGGAGUUUUCGUCCACCUGUCUCGGACGAAGAGCUAAGGUCGUUGGAUUUUGACGGUUGGGCGAAGGACUUUCUCAGCGGUCCCGAGCCUGUGCUGGCCGUUCUAUGUAGCGAAAACCGGUUGCAUCAAACCCCUGUAAAUUUACAGGGAAUCUCGGACGAAACAUUCGCCAAAUUGGAAAAUGGUUCGAUCAGUUCCUGGGUAGCUGGGAAGCAAAACUACCAGAUUGUCCGGAGACGGGAAUAUGGCCCUGGUGCGGUUUCUACCCGUGUGAGACAGGUUAGACCGGCGCAGAUCUGGACCUCGCAAGCAGUGGAUGUUCUAGCGAAGCAAGAGGUAGAGCGGGAAAUUCUUGCCCUGAAGGACGAAGUAAGUCAAGUAAAAGAAAAGAUGGAAUCAGAGCGGAGCCGACUCCACAGGAUGGGCGAAGAGAAGAAGGAACUAGAUCGCGAGAGGGCUACACUUGAAAAGGAGAAAGCCGAGAAACAGACAGCACUCAUCAACUAUAGGGCUAUUCCUGAAAAGAUUCAUAUCGAGAGACUGUUUGAGGAGAUGAGAGUCAGAGUCCUUGAAAUUCGCGGUCGCCAAGAUCAAAUUUCAAUACAGAAGGCCAAGGCAAAUCUUGAAUAUGCGUACGCGCAGGAUGCUGUUGAGAACCUUCGCAGACUACAGGAGGAAGCUACUCAACUUAGCAUACGUCUUAUUGAGGGCCUUUCGGAUUGCACGACGUUAAGAGAGCGCAGUCAACAUCACAAGACGAGGCUAGACGAGAAGAGUUCCGAGGUGAAAGCGGCGCAUGAAGAUGUUAAAGCUCAAUCUGAAGCUGUGAGGAAAAUGGUCGAUCAAGCAAACAGGGCGAUACGGCUCGUCAACGAGCAAGAGGACUUGCGUGAAUUCAUGCCCACACUGGUUGAGCAUACUUUGGAACAGCUUGAAGCGGACAUCGAUUCAGAAAGAGCACAUCUAGAACUUGUGCAAGGAGGCAACGCGAACGUGAUUAGGGAGUUUGAGGAACGCGAAAAACAGAUCGAGAAAUUGCGAGACAAACUCUCCGAGUUCCAGAAUCAAAUUGCGGAGUAUGAUCAUGCAAUCAACGAAAUUCGUGGCAAAUGGGAGCCCAAAUUAGAGGAACUUGUGAAGAGUAUCAGCGACGCUUUCUCAGACUCCUUCGCUCGCAUUGGGUGUGCUGGUCAAGUCACCUUGGAUAAGGCAGAGGACGAAGAAGGUCCCAACGGCGAGCCGGGAGGCAGCAAUUUCGACCAGUGGUCAAUCCAGAUCCAAGUGAAAUUUCGAGAGAACGAGAACUUAUCCAUACUUGAUUCCCAUCGACAGUCGGGUGGUGAGAGAGCCGUCAGCACCAUUUUCUACCUGAUGGCCCUCCAGUCGCUGUCGGCCUCUCCCUUCCGUGUCGUCGAUGAGAUCAACCAAGGUAUGGACCCACGAAAUGAACGAAUGGUUCACGGACGUCUAGUCGAUAUCGCUUGCGCUCCAGCGCGCAAUGGAGGUGGCGGCCAGUACUUCCUCAUUACUCCCAAACUUCUCAGCGGCUUGGUCUAUAAACCAGGAAUGAGGGUUCUCUGCAUUUACAGUGGUGAGCAUAUGCCUGAGGAUUACAACCUUCUCGAUUUCGGCGGAGCCAUCAAGCGCAUGAGGGCAUUGAAUGCCAAGAAGAAAGGCAAAGGAAGAGCUAUUGAAGGUGGUGCUCAUAGGAGCAACGGCGAUGUUGAUGUCUACGGCUGA